AUGAGCAACUCAUCAUUCACCAACGUAACUGUCGCAGGAGGCACUGGAGCUUUGGGUUUUAAUAUAGCUGAAGCCUUGUUGAACGAUGGGUCAUUUACAGUAAAGGUUCUUCGAAGAAUGCCAGAAACUCCAAAUGAUAAAGCCGAUUUGUUGGCUUCCAAGGGAGCAGAAAUUGUCUACGCUGAUUAUAAUCAACAUGACCAUCUUGUCAAAGCUCUUAACGGAACCGAUGCUCUAAUUAGUGUUGUAUCUCCCGGACGGACCGGGAGUUAUGACUUUGACGCUCUUCAAACUCCUUUAUUGGAUGCUGCUAAAGCUGCCGGUGUGAAAAGGUUUAUUCCAUCUGAAUUUGGUAUAGAUUAUAAAGUUGGUGAUCAUCCGAUAAACGAUACCAAAGCUUCGUUCCGUGAAAAGGUUGUAAAUAGUGGACUUGAGUACACCAUUAUUUUGUGCGGAUUGUUUGCAGAAUAUCUUGGCGUGUUGUAUGAUAUCAAAAAUAAGACUGCCAAAUUCUAUGCAGACGGCAGCACCGAAUUGGCCGUUAUUGCUUUGUCAGAUAUCGGCAAAUAUACCGCUGAAUCUCUCAAGUUGGAAGAAAGUCGUAACGCCACCAUCAGGGUUGCUGGUUCGAGAUUGUCACUAAACGAAAUACUUGAAAAGUUUGAAGAAGCUACCGGCUCUAAAUGGGAAGUUGUCGUAGAUAAAGAAGUAAAGCACAGAUUUCAGAAUAAGAUUGAUCCAGUUCCUUCGCCAAUGGAUUUGUAUAUAUCCGUUGUUUUAGAAAGAGCAUCGUUCGAAAAUAUUGAUAACGACAAGUUUAGUUUCAGCCCUCGCCCUCUCGUUGACGUUAUCAAUGUGCUUGUUCAGAUGGCAUCUAUUUGA
This is a messenger RNA of Paraglomus brasilianum, 882 nucleotides long. The record is from the annotation of a GenBank genome assembly. Lineage: Eukaryota; Fungi; Glomeromycota; Glomeromycetes; Paraglomerales; Paraglomeraceae.